CCACGAUGAUGUUUCGGUGACGGUGCUGCAGCUCGAGUUUUUUGUUUUUUAAUAUCAAAACGAAAAAUCCCCCCUCCCCAUAUCAAAACGGAAAUCUGUGAUGCAGAUUUGUUGUCACAAAUCAGCUUUGUUAUGCUACACGGGAAAAGAUGCGGACUGUAGUGCUGGGUGGCGUGGGGGAGCGUUGCAUCUUCAGCAUGAUAGGAGGCAGCUGAGAGUGGGAAACAGCAUGACAAAUUGCCUGCAAACGAGACCACGACUGCGGCUCUUGGCCUUCUAGCAUGACAAGUCGAUUUGGUACCUCAAAUCCUGCAUCACAGAUUUCCAUUUCGAUAUGGGGAGGGGGGAUUUUUCCGUUUGAUAUUUAACAAAAGUCGUUAGCGGUCCGGUUUUCGAUUAAAGAACCUCCUCCUGCUACCAGCAAUAUAGACCACUUCACGACUACUUCCACAUAAGGACAGGCCGAAAAAACAAUUUUUCUCGGACGGAAUAACAACAGCCCGGUACUAUAGUACGUAGCGUUUUCCUGGACCCGCUGCUUUUGUCAUGCGUACUGGCGUGAGGAAGAGGAUGCUGAAAUUGGAGCCUCAUGCGCUUGUCUUCUACCGCAUGAGGAAGAGGAUACUUCAACACAUGGCGAAUAAAAAAAAAUGAAAAUGACAGGUGAAGUGCCGCUCACAACAGGGAGCGUCGAUUUCCUGGUUUGACGCAGCACCGGGAUCCACCGAGUUCGUCUAGAGAACAGAGCCUUCACUUUCACCCGAAAAAUAGUUCCAACGAAAAGGUAGUAGAACCCGAACAAGGAUUUUAGCAACUGGCACGAGGUGGAAGCACUGUUUUUUAGAACACGGAUAAAGGCAAAAAAAACGGACGCGACUUGAACGUGCUCGACCAUCUUUUAUAUCACAAAUUAUUACGUACAACUUGCUCUACAAACAGAACAACACGGUAUUGUCAAGAAGAACCUCAAACGGUACAAGUAGUCGUGAAGCGAAAUUCCGGGGCAUCGACGCUACAGCCGGAGCUAGUACAACUCGAAAAAAUACAACAUCAUCGAACAAUCGGCAAGAGCCAGAAAGUCUUCGGUAGAACUUUCUGAAAGUUCGCUCCUGCAGGAGCUGCAGGAACGGCGACAAGAACCGGAGAUCUAAUUUUUGGCUAAGUAGGAGAACUAUGGAUUGCAAAAAUGUCUGGGUCUGGAAGGUUGGAACUUGUCAUGCUAAAUCUGAAUCAAAAUCAUGCAAAAAUCUGUGUUGCAUGAUUUGCAAAUGCUGUCCACUUUUGAUCAAGUUGAGAGGCACUUUCUCAUGCCGGAUAGGCAUGAUAGUGAUCUCACGGAAUCUGUCAUGCUAGGUCCUCCAUUACAGAUGAUGUGGGUCAUGGAAAACCUGCAUGACAAGUCUAGCAAAGUUCCAGACCCAGACAUUUUUACACUUGAUAAGAACUGCAGGGAUUUCGAUUGGGGUGCGAAAGCUGCGCGAACAAUAGGACAGCUAUAAGAUGAAUCCUUGAUGGUACUAUCGAACCGUGUUGCUUCUGUCUACUGCAUGUGAGCUCGGCUUGUGAUGUCAUGUGCAUUUUUUUUUUUUUUUGUUAUGCAAGAAAACUUAAACGACGCCUCUACAAAGCUAAUAUCGAAUCCACAGGUUGUACUUCUGUCUCCUGUUCUUUUCCUUCAAACUCUGCGCUUCACGAGGCGGAUCGCGGUCGCUGCACAAAAAGAUUUUAUCGAACGGAUGCGCGAGUAGCUAGAAAUCGGAAAAGGGAAGAAUCAUUUGGGACACUACGACAACCUUCGUCAACCGCGCGUCAAUAUUGCCAGGAAUUUCUGCAUACGACUUCUUCUGCAAUAUACAACACACGAUAUUAUUCUUCUAGUUGUGCAUUUUUUGGUUGGACAACGAGCGAUGAUAUAGCAAUAGAAAACUACACAGAAGGACUCAUUUUUGUUGUGCAAGAGGUGAAACCUCACUUCUUUGUUUUUUACACUAUUAAAAAUCGAAAGUCAAGUCAAAAUCUCCUUGGAGUACCGAUAAGACUGCGAUUACAGACUGACCCAAUCCCCAUGACUUACCUUUUAC
Amoebophrya sp. A120 is the source of this 2081-nucleotide messenger RNA. Lineage: Eukaryota; Dinophyceae; Syndiniales; Amoebophryaceae. The record is from the annotation of a GenBank genome assembly.